Messenger RNA from Nannochloropsis gaditana CCMP526, 936 nucleotides. RefSeq names its product aldose 1-epimerase (gene GALM). The annotation marks the transcript as partial. Gene Ontology annotation, molecular function: carbohydrate binding; aldose 1-epimerase activity. Gene Ontology annotation, biological process: beta-D-galactose catabolic process via UDP-galactose, Leloir pathway; glucose metabolic process. The record is from RefSeq and is a predicted model, not a curated record. The transcript has 3 exons.
AACCUUACCUCACCGGUAGACUUCGUUAUGUCCUGUGAUUGGGCACCAGGCGGUCUUAGAAUCACAGAAUCUCUUUUUGGGAAGCAAGGCGGUAUUGAUGGUAUUUCUGUUCACCGUUACGACUGCUCGAAUGGCCGCGUCCACGUCUCCUUGCUUGAUUUUGGUGCCACUCUGUUCUCGGUACAAGUUCCUGACCGUGAUGGAAAAAUUGAAGAAGUGACCCUGAAUGUCACUUCUUUGGACCAGUUGCUCCACAAAAACAUGUAUUUCGGGUCGACAGUGGGUCGGGUGGCAAAUCGUGUGGCGAAUGGAAGAUUCACUCUGGACGGAAAGGUUUAUACACUUGCCAAGAACAAUGCACCAAAUCAUCUUCACGGCGGAAAGGAAGGAUUUGACCAAAAGAUAUGGAAAGGUUACCCUUUUACUUCGGCUUCUGCUGUGGGCGUGUGUUUCACUCUGGACAGCCCUGACGGUGAAGAGGGUUAUCCCGGUAACGUGGCGAUACAGAUCUACGACCAUAAGCUUCGUGUGGCUGCCUCCAGCAUUUUGGAGGUCGGACCGCACCAGAUCCCUACAGGAGUUUUUCAACCCGUCUUGCAAACGCCUUUCGACCUGCGCGCUGAAGAAGGGAUUAUCCUUGGCGAUCGCAUCCAACAAAUUGACGGGGGUGGGAAACCAGGCUUUGACCAUUGUUUUGUCGUGGACGGCUACGACAGGGCAGCAUCACGAGAGAAGUCAGAACAUAUGAGGGAUGCGGAGGACGAGGUGCAAGAAAAAGGUAGUCCGGAGAGUUGGAUUCGUGCCCGCGCCCGUUUUAUGGCAACUCUCGUCGAUCCUAAAAGUGGACGGGCCAUGGACGUCCGCGGUACCCAGCCAGGUCUUCAAGUAUACACCGCGAACUGGUUAGACGAAGAAGAUGGGCAACAACAUGCUGCU